AUGGCUAGCCUGAUAGAACGCAAGUCCUCAUCCUUCUCUCAGCCUUUCCACCCUGACCUGGUCAGGCACCGACCUCACCCCUAUAGCCAUGACCACCCUCCUCCCCACCGCCCCCGCCGCCGCGGCCGUGACCAUGACGACGCGUACCACACCCAUUCCCAACCGUACCCCCAGCCAUGUCCCCAUGCCAACACUGCCCCCUACCACCCCCGCCACGAUCCGCUCGCUCUCUCCCACCUCCAGGAACCUAUCUUUCCGGCCCCCUCUCAGCGGGCCCCGGGCACACCUCCGCCGAAGCGGGCUCGCCGCGCGCCAGAGCCCCGGUGUGAUCCGCCGGUCGCGGCCGUGCCACGCCUGUUGCCGACGAGACAUCCCAAGGAUGGUGACGCCAGGGCGUUGCUGUCGCGAGAGGAGAUCGAGCGAAGGUCACCUUCGUGGAAGGACGGCAUCGACUCCGCUUUGGAGGCAAGGUUGCGCGCGUCCUACUGCGCCUACCUGCGCUGCCUCGGCUUCCGCCUUGGGCUGCCGCAGACGACUGUUGCGACGGCAGUGGUGUAUUGCCAUCGGUUCUUUUUCCACAGAUCCCAUGCCUGCAACGACAGAUUUUUGGUUGCGACCGCGGCAUUGUUUCUGGCGUCAAAGACAGAGGAAACAACAUGCCUUUUGAAUACUAUUCUUAGGGCUUCAUGUGAAGUUUCUGAAAACCAAGAAUUCAAUCUCCUUCCUUACAUGUCGCGUGGUCAAAACUGGUUUGAACUGUACCGAGAAAGUGUAAUACAGGCGGAGCAGAUGAUACUGACAACACUUGAUUUUGAACUUGAAGUGGUCCAUCCAUAUACUUCACUUUCAUCUGCUUUGAGCAGACUAGGACUUUCACAUUCCGUUAUAUUUAACGUUGCCUUGAGUCUGAUUAAUGAAGGGCUUCGGAGUUCUCUUUGGCUUCAGUUCAAACCUCAUCAUAUUGCGGCUGGAGCUGCAUUCCUUGCUGGAAAAUUCCUCCGCUAUGACAUUACCUUUCACCAAAAUUUCUGGCAUGAGUUCAAAACGACACCGCAUACUGUUCAAGAUGUUGUCCAACAGUUGAAGGAGCUACUUUAG
Triticum turgidum subsp. durum (durum wheat) is the source of this 1098-nucleotide messenger RNA. The record is from the annotation of a GenBank genome assembly. Lineage: Eukaryota; Viridiplantae; Streptophyta; Magnoliopsida; Poales; Poaceae.